AGCCCUAAAAAACACUGCAUGAGUGAACGUGAGGAAUGACUUGAACUCUUUCCACCUGUGGUUUUAUUUUUGUUGGUGUUCUAAGAUUUGGCAGAGAUAUUCGUUAGUUUACAACCUGCAGUCUAACCCGUCAUUACGCGAAGCUUCUUACUCGUAUGAAGAUCAUGCGAGUUAACUACACAAAUGUAGGAAUAGCUAUUUCGCUCGCUGUUGCCUGCUUCAUCUUCUUCAAACUGUCCCAGCUGAGUCAGUCGCGAGCUGUCACGCAUCGAGACGUACAGGGGACGGAGGAAACAACAGUGCUUCAAUCAUUAGUCAAAGACACAACUGGAAGCCUACUUGACCUUAAACUACAGAAGGCUAAAGAAACUAUAGAACAUCUUAGAAGUGAGCUGCAAGAGGCCAAGAGUGUUCCAUUAAAGGAAAACAGAAUGGAUAAAAAAAGAUUUAAUGGCCACAGACUUGUUCAUUUGGAUCUCAAAGGGGCACCACCAAAAAUGGAAUAUCUGAUAAAGAUUCUUCCAGAGUUUAAGAAAUGGGGAGCAACUGGAUUACUGGUGGAAUAUGAGGAUGUGUUUCCCUACAAAGAAAAAUAUGAAGUCCUGCGUGCCAAGAAUUCCUACAGUGAAGCUGAAAUAAAACAAUUUCUGAGAGAAGUCACUGCAAAUGACCUGAUUUUGAUUCCACUUGUACAGACAUUUGGCCAUCUGGAGUUUGUUUUGAAACACAAGGAAUUUGCUCAUCUUCGUGAAACAGAACACUUCACCAAUUCACUUUGUCCAAAUAACAAAGAAUCCAUUCCCAUGGUGACAGGGCUCAUUGACCAGGUGUUGGCACUUCAUCCUGGUAUCAAAUGGUUUCAUAUCGGAGGCGAUGAGGUAUGGAACCUCAAGACAUGCUCAGUCUGUCUGAAGGAUGAACGUAAUAAAUCUCAGUUGUUUGUCCAUCACAUGACUCCCAUUUUAAAGUAUUUACAAAGCAAGAAGGUUACACCACUCAUGUGGGAUGAUAUGAUGAGACAUUGGCCUGUGGAGUACUUGAAAGAACUGGGACCUCUUGUGGAACCAAUGGUCUGGGCUUACAGAUCAGAUUUGACAGGCUAUUUUCCCUCUGACAUGUGGGAGAGAUACGGUGAAGCUUUCAACAAGAUUUGGGCGGCAAGUGCUUUUAAAGGUGCCACCUUUCCGUGGAGCAACUUUGUUCCCAUUGGCUUUCAUGUGCAGAACAAUCUCAACUGGCUGGACAUCAUUGCUAAGGUUCCAAGUACUCUGGAAUUCAAUGGUGUUGCUCUGACUGGGUGGAGCAGGUAUGACCACUAUGCUACUUUGUGCGAGCUUCUUCCGGCAGCCAUUCCUUCGUUAGCUUACUGCUUACACGCCUUGCGCACAGGUUAUUUGGAUCAGGAAGAAAUAAAAGCCACAGCUAAAGAACUUGGCUUGCCUGAAACGUUUGAUAUCAAUGUGAAGAGAUUUCCUCCCACGUAUCAACCGCCCGACGGAACGUUUCUAGGACAUGAAAUUUUCAGUCUCGUAGGUCACCUGGAGAAGGCGGUUUAUGAUACAAGGGGUGUCAAAAAUAUACAGCAAGGUUGGCUGUUGGAGCGGGAAGUGGAAAACAAGUUUUUAAGUUAUUAUCAAGUGGAAAGCGCAUACAACAAGACUGUGCAUGGGUUACAGAUUCUAACAUCGUUAAAGUCGGAGGCAAAUAAAGCCUUCAGUCUCGUCUACGACGAAAGUGUGGUCAAGGAAUGGGUCAAGGACAAAUUACAAGACGGCAUUGAUCAUUUAAGCAGCGAGAAACCCCGGCUAGAAGGGCUUAAAAAAAUUGCUGCAGGAAAGGAAGGGAAAGAGGUGUAGCGUUAUAUCGAGUUAAAAUUAAAGAUAAACUGAUGGUCAGGUAUAAGCAGUGAGGAGUUAUCAUAGAAUCAUGUUUGCAGCCACUAAAAUAAUUUAUUGAUUAGCACUUUGUAAUGCUUUCAAAUUUGCCUACAAGGUGGUUUCAACCUUUAAAGCUAUGGAAGAAGUUUUAGCCCGUGACAGUGAAAUGAAAGUUACUGAGCAGUACUUUUCAUGUGGUACUGUUUAUUAUGCUGUACAAAGUGAUUUAAACUUUUAAGUCUGUGGAUAAAACCCUAGAGUGUGUGACCAGUCAAAAGAAAGCUAAUGAGCAGCACUUUAAUGUGGUACUGUUUAUUAUGCUGUACAAGGUGGUUUUAGCUUUGUCUCCGGGUGAAACCCUAGCGUGUAACCAUUUAGAUCAAAGCUAGUGAGCAGGGCUCACAGGUGGUUGUGUUUGUCAUGCUAUACAAUGUAGUUUUAACUUUUAAUUCCUUGUGUGAAAUGAUAUCCUUGCACCAUUCAAAUGAUCUGUGAACGAAUCCUUUGUUUUGUUUGUUUUCCUUUGACUGCUAAAACGUUUUAGCAUUUAGUUUUUGGUGGAGAUGAAAGAUGUAAAAUCUAAGUAGGCAUAUGCUCAGCAUAGAACCUAAUAGUGUUUUAGUUUUUAACGCAAACAAAGGAACAAGAUAGUCAUUCAGUUCAUAAGUAUUAACUUAUUUUAAUUUGAAACUCCGAUCAAACGAACAAGCUCUGUGCCAGUAAGUUGACUCACAAUGUCGAAAAUCAAUACUGAGCUUAAACUUACUAAAACCAAGCCAAAGGUUCUUGGCGUGUCAGUGCUCAUGUUUUCGUUUUCCAAGUCAUUGAAGUCGUUGAUCACAAAGGCCCCGUCCACACUAGGCCGGAGGAAUUUGAAAACGCAGCUUUGUUUCUACGGUUAGGCCUACCGUCCACACU
This is a messenger RNA of Orbicella faveolata, 2795 nucleotides long. RefSeq names its product hexosaminidase D-like. The record is from RefSeq and is a predicted model, not a curated record. Gene Ontology annotation, molecular function: hexosaminidase activity. Gene Ontology annotation, biological process: carbohydrate metabolic process. Lineage: Eukaryota; Metazoa; Cnidaria; Anthozoa; Scleractinia; Merulinidae.